Triticum turgidum subsp. durum (durum wheat) is the source of this 225-nucleotide messenger RNA. The record is from the annotation of a GenBank genome assembly. Lineage: Eukaryota; Viridiplantae; Streptophyta; Magnoliopsida; Poales; Poaceae.
AUGGAUCUCUCCAUGAAAGUCUUUGUGGUCGUCCUCCUACUUCUUGUGGCUAUUGAGGACCAGGGACCAGUGCAAGUAGCUUUGGCGAGGGACUGCAAGUCACAGAGCUACAAGUUCAAGGGGAUGUGCGUGCGCAAUGACAAUUGUGCAAGUGUUUGCCUGACCGAGGGUUUCCCCAGAGGCAAGUGCAAGGGCUUUGCAUGUUCCUGCUACAAGGAUUGCUAG